Messenger RNA from Colossoma macropomum (tambaqui), 2352 nucleotides. It is a transcript of the gene ttll3, whose product is annotated as tubulin tyrosine ligase-like family, member 3. NCBI's taxonomy places the organism in Eukaryota, Metazoa, Chordata, Actinopteri, Characiformes, Serrasalmidae. Gene Ontology annotation, biological process: cilium movement; cilium assembly; protein polyglycylation. Gene Ontology annotation, molecular function: protein-glycine ligase activity, initiating. The record is from RefSeq and is a predicted model, not a curated record. The transcript has 12 exons. Bases 3 to 2297 code for a protein of 764 amino acids. Gene Ontology annotation, cellular component: cilium.
GCAUGCAGCACCACAUGCCAGUACCUCCUGUGGAGGGCAGGGUACGCUGCAGUCGUGUAAGUCUUCCUGUGCUAAACCUGGACAGACUGAGAAUGGCCAAGGCUUUAGUGGACAAAGCUGUGAAGGAGAGGAAGGUGUUCUCCAUAGAGGGUCCAUACCCUGUUAUUCGUGCUGCUCUGAGGGCCAGAGGGUGGGUAGAGCGCCGACUUCCUCGCCGCCCUCUAGGGGGUCGUAGCCAUGGAGACCAGGAGGCAGAGGGCACAGAAGAGACUGACAGUAGCGAUGAUGACGGUGCAGAUAGAGGACAGGAUGGAGACAGAGAAGACGACACUGAUGAGAUGACUGACCUUAUGUCUCGCCUGGUGCGCAACGAAACUACAUAUUUCUACUGGACAACCAGGAGGGACACAGUCGACUGUUUGUCAUUAAGAAAAGACCAGAUGACUAAUCAUUACGCAAAAGCUGGAUCUUUCACUACUAAGGUGGGUCUGUGUAUGAGUUUGAGGAAUCUCCAGUGGUUUGACUCAACAGAUCCUGACACAUUCUUCCCACGCUGCUACAGGCUGGGGGCGGAGGAUGAAAAACAUGCUUUCACUGAGGACUUCAGACGAACUGCAUGCACAAGCCUGUUGCGCUAUGUGGUGGAGAGAGCUGAAGGAGGGGAGGUGGACACAACAGGAGAAUUCUGUAGUUUUAAACAGUCUCAGGAUGUGAAUAAGCAGCAUAAGCUACGACCCAAUCAGAGGCUUGGAGCUGGGUUGAUUGACACUGCAUUGCAUGUGUGUCAGGAGUAUCUGAGCAGUCGAGAACACAAUGACAUAGAUGUGGACUGUCCUUCUUCCCUCUCAGAACAGCAGUGGGAUGACUUUAUCCAGAAAUACUACCUUGUUAUUCAUGAUGGUGCGAUAAUCGAGGGGUGUAGCGAGUAUGCAGAGCACUGUAGGUCCAUGUUAACCCGCAUGCAGAAAGUCUGUCCACAGCUGGAAACUGAUGGACUCGGUAACAUCUGGAUUAUCAAACCAGGUGCUCUGUCACGAGGCAGAGGUAUUGUAUGUAUGAACAGGUUAGAUGAGAUGCUGAGUUUAGUAGACAGUGAACCUGCCCUGAUUAAAGACAGUAAGUGGGUAGUGCAGAAGUACUUGGAGCGCCCUCUGCUGGUUCAUGGCACUAAAUUCGAUCUGCGUCAGUGGUUCUUGGUCACGGACUGGAACCCUCUCACAGUCUGGUUCUAUGAUGAGUGUUACCUGCGUUUCUCCACUCAGCCCUACUCCACUCACAGACUGGACAGCUCUGUCCAUCUUUGCAACAACUCCAUCCAGAAGCAUUUCCGUCCGAAUGCAGGCCGUGACCCAUCUCUGCCUGCUGAAAACAUGUGGUCGUGUGCUGAGUUCCGCUCCUGGCUGGCCGCUUCAGGCCGUGGCCGGCUGUGGGAGGAGGUGGUGCUUCCAGGCAUGAGACGAGCAGUGAUCCAGACACUGCUGACCGCACAGGACAGUGUGGAGCCUCGCAAGGCCAGCUUCGAGCUCUACGGGGCAGACUUCAUUCUGGGGCGCGAACUGCACCCGUGGCUGCUGGAGGUCAACGUCAGCCCCACCAUGGCCCCCUCCACAGCUGUCACUGCCCGACUCUGUCCUGCUGUGCAGGAGGACACACUGCGUGUGGUGCUGGACCGACGCUAUGACCGCAACGCGCACACUGGAGGCUUUCAGCUCAUUUACAAACAGGCAGCAGUAGAGGUUCCUCAGUAUGUUGGUGUUAACCUUCUAGUGGAGGGGGCUCAGAUCAGACGUCCUCGGGCCUCUCCCUGUAAAACAUUCAUCCGCUCUCAUUAUGAGCCAUUACACAAAUCCAGGCCUGCUCUGCCAAUCAGUAAACGCUCCUCUGAUAAGGAGAACCAGCCUGAUGAGGUGAAGAGAACUUGGCCCAGUGUUUCACGAAAGGUCACAAUAGAGCGGUCUUCAACCUGUCAGCCUUUGCUGGAGAAAAGACGGCGCAGACCGGCUUUGCCCUCAGCCUCCUGCCCUUUGCCAAACCUUUCAGACCGCCAUCACCUUCAAACUUCAUAUGCACGUCUACACACACACACUAAGCAGGCACACACCCGCCCUCACAGGACACGCAGAAAUCUGCUGACUCUCAACCAUCUCAGCCCCUCUCUGGAGAUAAUCAGUAUACGACCUGAGCUAAAGUACAGCCAGAGCACACAUGCUCCCACUCACACUGCCCAUGUCUCUCACCCAAUCCUACGCAUACAUCGAUACCUUUCACCACUCAACACACGGACAUCUAUAAAGUAGAAGGACUUUGGACCACCUGAGCCAAGAGACUAAGUUGACUGUUAACAGUGUAAAU